Musa acuminata AAA Group (dessert banana) is the source of this 656-nucleotide messenger RNA. Its product is annotated as cysteine proteinase inhibitor 4-like. Gene Ontology annotation, molecular function: cysteine-type endopeptidase inhibitor activity. The transcript has a single exon. Bases 95 to 517 code for a protein of 140 amino acids. Lineage: Eukaryota; Viridiplantae; Streptophyta; Magnoliopsida; Zingiberales; Musaceae. The record is from RefSeq and is a predicted model, not a curated record.
ACGACCCCCUUCCGUUUCCUCUCCUCCUCCCUCUAUAGAUAGCAGAAGAAAGCAUGCUUCAUGACUAGAAUACCUCCUCCUCCGCCUUCACGCAAUGGCUGAUUCCGUGAGCUCUUCACUUUCUCGCCUCUUCCUCGUGGGCUUACCUCUCUUCUUCCUGUUCUACUUCUGCUUCGCCGCCGUGCCCUCCCUGGCGGCGUACGGUGGCGGAGGGCGGAUGGUGGGGGGCCGGACGGAGGUGCGGGACGUGGAGUCCAACAAGGAGGUCCAGGACCUCGGCCGCUACUCCGUCGAGGAGUACAACCGCCACCAGGGCCCGGCCCACCCCCUUACCUUCGCGCGGGUGGUGGGGGCGCAGCGCCAGGUGGUGUCCGGCAUCAAGUACUACCUUCGUGUCCUCGCUACGGAAGGCGACGGCGGAUCAGCGGGGCAGCAGCGCACCUACGACGCCGUGGUCGUCGUCAAGGCGUGGCUCGGUUCCAGGGAGCUCAUCUCGUUCGUCCCCAUCACGCACUGACUCAUGCAAUGAUCUCGGAAUCAAACAACGAAGAAGAAGAAACAAUAACAAUAGUAAACAACAGGACUGGAAACUUAUUCCAUCUGUGUUUUCUUUUGAGAUAUGUUCUUUAUGGUUGUGGAAAUUUGUAGUUUUUUUC